AAACCUAUUGUUGUGAAUGCGACUAUUUUCAGUUUUUUCGUUUCCUUUUCUCAACAUUUGGAUUGCAAAUAAUUUUGAUUUUUUGUUUACAAUUUGUCGUAAAAGAACGCUUUCAAAUUGGUUCAUCCUCGAAAAUACAAAACACUAAAUAGAAUGUUUAAAGUAAUUGAGUGCCAACCGGAAUGCAAAAUGUGAAUAAAUUACUUGAAAAAAAAAAGAAAUUUGACUAGAUAGCACAGGAAAAUGAAUCGAUUGUAUACAAGUGGUGAUUUUAGUUCGUCAUGUUCAUCGGACACAGAUGAUGGAUCAUCAUCGGAAGAUGAAGGAACGGCGAAUAUGUUCAGUAAAAAACAACGCAUCGCCGAAAAGAAAAACGAUUCGAAUAGUAGCCUACGGAAAUCAACAUCGCAAAAUAUAAUUUUCAAGCUACAAAAUCGUGAGCGUUCGGGAUAUUUUACGGAUAAAAUUUCACACAAGGAUAGAAAAUUGGCAUUUGUUCGGGUGCCCAGACGAUUGCAAUUUUGCUUAAAAGAAAUUGUGCCAUAUUGUUAUCUAACCGGGCAUGUAUUCAUGGGUUUAACAAUAUGCGGCCAAUUUAUGCUUAGUUACAAAAUCAUCUCCGAUGAAGAUUCUGCACUAAACAACUACAGCUUUACCUCAACUUAUAAAUACGAGCUCUAUUUUUGGAUCUAUCGCCCUCAUAAUUUACUAUAUAAAUACUUUACAAUUUGCUUAUUUGAUGAUCAUGGUGUUGAUAAUAUUAAAACGGUCACAAUGGCACAAUGGAAAACAAAUCCGCGUGUGCUUGUGAUUCAUGGCGGUGGCGGUUGUGAGAGUGAAGAUUCAUACAUAAGCGUUGUGGCUGUUCCGAAUCUGGGAUGUUUAGAUUGUAAAAAACUUCGUGAUGAAUUCUGUGCGGACACCAUGGACGGUAAGGUGAAUCGAAGCGGUUAUUUGUGUAUAAAAUGUAAUUUCACAAUUCAUACAAAGUAUUGUCGAGCCGAUACGGAUCCGGUAUUUAAUCCGAGUGUGAAUUUACAAUGUUUGGAUAAAAUUCUAAUAAUGGCAAACGGUUUGAUCCACAUGAUUCAUAUUGAUCUUCAUAUGAAUAAACAAGUGAAACCGUUUACAAAUACAAUUGAUAUUAAAUAUGUUAAAACGCGUACAAAAUCGAAACCAGAUACAAGUCAAUCGGAUGAAGUGAAUAAAGAUUUAGUCAGUUUGCCGAAUGGAUCGACAACGAUUUCAAAAUGUUCCGAACAACAGUCAACAAAAACUGCCAAAGAUAGACCGAACUCAACUUUGAAUGGUGAUGAUCAUCAUCAUCCACCACCACCACCUCCUUCUUCUCAGCAUCAUCAACUUCACCAUUAUCAUCUUCAUCAUCACCAUCAACAACAAACAACGGCCAAAAGUCAUGAACCGAAAAAUAUUGUUGAAAAAAUCAUCGCCGAUUUUGCCGAAUGUGAAACUGAUAUAGUACCGACCGAAAAACAACAAGAUCAAUCGUCACGCAUUACCAGCAAUGCACAAAGUAAUUUUAACGAAUUGGUUAUUACAUGCCGUAAUAAUAUUGAUAAGCCAUUGAAACAAUCGACGAGCUCAACAAAAGUGCGAUUGUUAAAUCAUCGGAGUAAUCGAAUUAUAUCAAAAAGUGUAGCCAAUACUAUGAAAAAUACUAUAACGAAAGUUGAUUUUGGCACAAGCCCAACAACGAAUGCAACGAUAUCGAGCGGAAGCUCAAAUAAUUUAAAUAAAAACUUAGAUAAAGCAGCAAAAGCCUAUGAAUUUUCCGAAGACAAUGAAAAAUGUGAAAAGAUUAGCACAUUUCGUAAGAGACGUUUGGCUGAUAAAAAGUAUGAAUUUUCCGAAGAUAAUACCGAAAAUAUUAUACCAUAUAAUCGAAUGAGAUCGGUGAUUCGUAAUCCAGCAUUGCAUCAGAAAAUAUCACGACAUUCACCGGCACAUUCGAAUGUUGUAAACUAUAGCUCAUCGCCACCAUCCACAUUUGAAAUGCCCACAUCGUAUCACACACAUCGGGCGUCGCCAAGCUAUGGAUUUCGAUCACCGUGUGGUUCACCCGUUGGAAAUCGUUUCCACAUGAUGUCACCACCAGCUCGUUCGUGUUUUAAUGCAAAAUCACCAUCAUGUACACGAUCGGCGACCAUGUCUCCGCGCAGUUUACAGAAUAUGAAACGACCAUACUAUGAUUCAAUGUUGGAUCCACACUCAAACCUCAUUUUAUCACCGCGAAGCGAUGACUGUGAUAGCAAUAAAACCCAUACCGGUAUCACAAAUUUCCCAUUGAGUGAGGUGAAACCAUCAAAUAUUGAUCUAAGAAGUAGCCAACAGAAUAUUUGUGAACGGAGUUUAGUUGAAAGUGAUCAAAAGCCACAAUGUUCCAUCAUAUUGAUUCGACAUUACGUCGAAGAGGAUGAUGCAGCCAGUGUAAUAACGAGUGAAGAAGAUGAUUGCAUUUCGCCUGGCUAUCAUACGUCAUUGCCACUUGAAGUGCAUGGAGCUGGUUACUCUGACAUGCAAAUGAUAUCAAAAAACUCCUACAAAAAGUUGAUGUGUCCGACACUAAUCGUAACUCAAAUCACAUUUGAUUUAGAAGCAUUUACAUAUUAUGCCGUCAACUAUUUGUGUAGUAUAAAUAAUAAAAAGUACGGGUUUUUCUUCGACUGUGGCUGUGAAAUUGUCAAGAUUUGCCCGCUAAGCUGUGCAUUGACCUGUAUAUUAAUGGUGAAUUUCACAGCAAGUGAUAUGCAACUUGAUCCAAGUGUUAAUAAUUGUUUGAAUUGUUCGAGCAAUUUAAAUUUGGAUUGUGUAUUUCAUCGUAAGCAUUACGAGUGUCAGAUCUUAUUCACGUGGGACAUUGAAACGGGCGAAUGGAAUGUAUUAGAUUAUGGACAUUUAAUGGAAGUGCCACCAAUAUUAACGAGUGAAAAGCAUACACCAUAUAUUCAUCGUAUUGUUAGUAAAUUAGCGGCUGAUAUGAUAUCCGGACUGAGUGCGUACACUGAUAUAUUCAAUCAAUUGCAUGUGCUCGAUUCGUGCGUCGAAAAAUCGAAAAAGAUUUUACGUGAUGUCGAUAACUCCAUUGAAUUUUACCGAACAACCGCUCAAAUACGGUAUUCAUCUGACUUAAGCGACAUUGAAAUGGAGUAAUUUUCUAGUUCCAGUUUUUUUUAAGCAGACAAAAAAUAAAAACAGAACCCCAAAUGAAAUGAAACCGAUUGAUGUGUAAACAAAAAAAUGUUUUGUUAUCGAUAACAAUUUCUAAUAGUUUCAAAUGCGACAAACUCAACAAUUCACACGCAUGUGUAUUGCAUGGUGAACAAGACAAAAAGAGAGCGAAACAAUACAUCACAUAACAAAAGCAAAACAAGAAAUGGAACAUUUCGUUCUUUUGUUCUCCAAAAUUGAACAGGAUUUUUCAUCUUGUACAAUAAUAAUGAUAUAAUUUAUUAAAUUGAUUCAACACAAUGAAAAAUACAUAAUCUAUUUUGAAGCUAAAUGUA
Contarinia nasturtii (swede midge) is the source of this 3524-nucleotide messenger RNA. RefSeq lists its product as uncharacterized. The record is from RefSeq and is a predicted model, not a curated record. Gene Ontology annotation, cellular component: Cul4-RING E3 ubiquitin ligase complex. Bases 244 to 3171 code for a protein of 975 amino acids. NCBI's taxonomy places the organism in Eukaryota, Metazoa, Arthropoda, Insecta, Diptera, Cecidomyiidae. Gene Ontology annotation, biological process: protein ubiquitination. The transcript is spliced from 9 exons.